GGAGGACAUUGCAGUCAAGCCCUCUGCCAGUCAUAAAACCAACCAGACUCUUGCUCCAAGGAGUCCUAGUGAUGUACUGAGGCAGCAACUUUGAUUUUACAGUAGAAAUUCUAAGGGAAGUCUGAUUUUUGUGAUUCAUAGAGAAGCAUUGACCAACAAAAGGUGACGGAUUUUGAUCACAAUCUUAAUUGGACACUAGCAUUUGGGCUGUGGAGGAGAAUGAAAAAGUAUUAUCUGGCCUUACUAAUACUGGUCUGCUUUUUCUCUACAGUGGAUGCUUCACCAAGAUCUAAAGUUGUGUUGAUGGGUUUAGGAGCAGCUUUUGCAAUUUCUGCUGCUCAGUGUUUCAUAGCUGCACUUGGAUUCACUGCCACUGGAAUAGCAGCAGGUUCUUGGGCAGCCAAAUUAAUGUCAAUCGUCGCAAGUUUCAAUGGAGGAUCAGUGCCACCUGGAAGUUUUGUGACCACACUUCAAUCCAUUGACUGCCUACCCACAAAAGCUUGUGACAUCAUGCCAUUCAUGUUUGACAUGGGACUCCUCCAAUCUCUCUGCAAGUGUUUACAGUCUGGCUGGAAAGCCAGCCUUUACAUUGCAUAUUCUCUGCUGCUGCUCCAGAACUAUCCUCUUCAUCAAUAAUCCCAAAGUUCAGCAUCUUCGUCAAGCUGAGUAAAGCUUGGCGUAUAUUACAGCUGCUAACACAGACUCUCCACUGCUGUCCCUUUCUCCACCAUAUGCUCUUGCUCACCAGUGAGGUGUGAGAUGCCAGGUGAAAAGCCAACGAUCUUCCUUGUUGGUCGUAUCAAUGCGAUGAUGUCUUGGAGAGAUUAACCACGUGCGUGGACCAUCAAACUUGGCAAUCAAAUUCAUGUCCAGGCCAUCACCAAUGGCUUGCACACUAUGAGUGCCACCUUAAAUGGCCCUGGCUUUUCAUUGCCCUACUGACCAGCGACAAAGUGCUCUUCAGCUCGUUGAGGGCAGAGGUGUGAGGGUGGGCCAUGAAAGAAUCAUGGUAAAAGGGUACAUGGAGAGAAAGUCUCUGUUCAAAGUAUGUACACUUCUUAACAAAAACAGAAU
Carcharodon carcharias (great white shark) is the source of this 1074-nucleotide messenger RNA. RefSeq names its product interferon alpha-inducible protein 27-like protein 2A. Lineage: Eukaryota; Metazoa; Chordata; Chondrichthyes; Lamniformes; Lamnidae. The record is from RefSeq and is a predicted model, not a curated record. Gene Ontology annotation, cellular component: mitochondrion; membrane. Gene Ontology annotation, biological process: apoptotic signaling pathway. The coding region runs from base 220 to 636 and encodes 138 amino acids. The transcript is spliced from 5 exons.